[Candida] anglica is the source of this 4286-nucleotide messenger RNA. The record is from the annotation of a GenBank genome assembly. Lineage: Eukaryota; Fungi; Ascomycota; Pichiomycetes; Serinales; Debaryomycetaceae.
GUGUUGCUCAAUGUUUUUUUUUCUAUUUCCAAUAUUUGAAGAUUGCUAUACAGCUUCAGACCUGGGAGCCUUGAACUGUAUUUCUCUAUCUGUUAUUUCGUAUAUAGGAAGGUGAUUGGAUCUGAACAAUAUCCUCUUUUCGCAUAGUAACUUUCGUCUACCUUUCUCUCUUAUUGCACGAUUAUUCAUUAAAGUUUUACGAAUCGCUUAUUACAAUCGACCCUGAUAUUUUUAUAUUUUGAACUUCAAUCGUGCAUGUGAAUUCCACUGAAUAAGACGGAUUUUUGUCAGAAAUUUCUCUUUUGUUCUGAAAAAUCUACAAGGAACAAUAGCUUCAUAUGAAACAUUCGAAAUGGUACUUCUAUAUUUCAUUUCAAUUCAAGAACCUCAUACUUUUCCUCGUAAAAUUUUUAAUACCCCAUGUUAUUUCCUGAACAGGAUAUUUGUUAUUAUUCAUCAAGUGUGGUGUAAGCUAAAAUAAAGAGUCUAGUUCAUUAGUACAAUAUCUCGCAAUUAAAAUAUGUGGAAGUGCAUACCCUUUGCAUAAGUCCGUGCAUCAACAAUCGUUAAAUACACUUCCCGAAAUCGCGUACCGUGACUUUCUCUCGUAAGAAUGGCAGGCAAGAAUGGGCGCUAAAUCAUACCAUACAUGUCGAUUUUUAAAAACUUGACUCUUGUUAGAAUAUUCACUUAAUCAUGAUUGAAAUUUCAAUGUAAAACAAUCAAGUCUUUGAUGAAAUAAAUUUGAUGCCGUUUGCAGCGUGAAAUCUGUUAUAUUGACAUUUUCUGAAUUUGGUCAAGUCAGCUUUCCACUUUCGUACUUAUUUUGGUCCAAUUCUGAAAAAUAUACAUUAACCUUCUGUUAGUCGCAUCCACUAAGCAAUAUCUUGCCCCUGGAAAUAAAUCCGUGUACACAAAGCACAUUUCGGCUCGCUAAACCUUAAAAUAUAUCCAUAAACGGAGCAUUGCUCCUUUUUUAGCAUUGUGCCAUAUGCAGAAAAACUCGUAAACAAUAAGGAUACAAGCAAAAGUCUGGGGAUAUGCAGGACCGCGACGACGCAAGUAGACUGCUAGGCGAUAUCUUGCAUAAAGACCAAAAUAGGUUGCAAGUGCCAAGUUUGGUCUGGUAAACUUAGCUCCGUAGAACAUGGUGCCAUAUAUAAACUAGCAUCUAUCUAAUGCUUUCUAGGCACGAAUUUUCACGUUAUUCUAUAUUUCAAACACACUCGUUAAAAAUAAAAUGCGUUUUGGCAAUAAGUUGAAGUUAUUUGCAACCGCCGCGCUAGCUGCAACUCCUGUCCUUGGUCAACACAUCACAAGUGAUACCACUAACUAUGGCUCAGUUCUUCUCACUGGAAAUGUAGAGGUUGACUCUGGUGUCACUUGGCAGAUAAUUGACGCUCUUGUUGAGGCCUUCUUUGGAGAUAUUAAUAUAAAAGGAAAUCUCUAUAUUACUCUUGACAAACCACCAUUCUCAUUGUCUAUUACUUCGGCUACCCUUAAAAGUUUCAACAAUUCAGGGGUAAUUUUCUUCAAAUCCAUUCGUUCUGGUGUUGCUCCAAUUUAUUCAUUUGUGGUUGGCUCAUUCUAUAAUACUGGUGAUAUCUUCUUUAGUGCUGCUGGAAAUGUUCUUCAAUCCGUUUAUAUUAUUGCGGCCCCUAGUUGGAAUAAUGCAAAGGGUGGUUCGAUUUUCUUGUACCAAGAUAAGAGGGCCAAUGGUUACGCCACAUUAGGUCAAGUUGGAGCUACCAUUACAAAUGAUGGACAAAUCUGUAUUAGAAACCAUGCAUGGACUUCCAAUACAAACGUGAAGGGUUCAGGUUGUAUUGACGUUGGAGUAAACUCGAACUUCUGGUACAUUAACUCCCUUCUUUCAUUUGACCCUGAACAAACCAUUUACCUUUCCACCUCUUCCUCAUCCUUAUUGGUUGAGUCACUUGGAAAAGCCCAAACUUAUAAAGUUGCAGGAUUUGGUAACAACAAUAUUAUUGGGCUCACUGUUACUAUUACUAAGACUAACUAUGACCCCAACACGGGUAUCUUAAAUCUUAUGACUGGUUUACCACCUUUAUACUUUAACCAAUACUUUAAUAUUGGUAAAGGUUACGACCCAAGUAAGAUUAUUGUACAAACUGUCAGCUACGGAGGUCUGAUCGGAACUGGAAUUUACAAUGCUGGUGUCAAGUAUGAUGGGCCAGUUCCUGAAGGAAGUACCCCUCAUACUGUAUGUACAGUUUGUAAAGAUGAACCAACCCCACCUCAACCUUCAAGCUCUGUAACACCUUCAUCCAGUACUCCAGCUUCAUCUAGUGCUCCAGCUUCAUCUAGUGCUCCAGCUACUUCUAGUACUCCAGCUUCAUCUAGUGCUCCAGCUUCAUCUAGUACUCCAGCUUCAUCUAGUGCUCCAGCCACUUCUAGUACUCCAGCUUCAUCUAGUGCUCCAGCUACUUCUAGUACUCCAGCUUCAUCUAGUGCUCCAGCUACUUCUAGUACUCCAGCUUCAUCUAGUGCUCCAGCUUCAUCUAGUACUCCAGCUUCAUCUAGUGCUCCAGCUACUUCUAGUACUCCAGCGUCAUCUAGUGCUCCAGCUUCAUCUAGUACUCCAGCUUCAUCUAGUGCUCCAGCCACUUCUAGUACUCCAGCUUCAUCUAGUGCUCCAGCUACUUCUAGUACUCCAGCUUCAUCUAGUGCUCCAGCUUCAUCUAGUACUCCAGCUUCAUCUAGUGCUCCAGCCACUUCUAGUACUCCAGCUUCAUCUAGUGCUCCAGCUACUUCUAGUACUCCAGCUUCAUCUAGUACUCCAGCUUCAUCUAGUGCUCCAGCUUCAUCUAGUACUCCAGCUUCAUCUAGUGCUCCAGCUUCAUCUAGUACUCCAGCUUCAUCUAGUGCUCCAGCCACUUCUAGUACUCCAGCUUCAUCUAGUGCUCCAGCUACUUCUAGUACUCCAGCUUCAUCUAGUGCUCCAGCUACUUCUAGUACUCCAGCUUCAUCUAGUGCUCCAGCUACUUCUAGUACUCCAGCUUCAUCUAGUGCUCCAGCUACAUCUAGUACUCCAGCUACUUCUAGUACUCCAGCAACUGAAAGUACCCCAGCUACUUCUAGUACUCCAGCUACCUCUGUUCCUGGACACUUCACCACUAUCACUACUCCAUGGACUGGAACUAUUACCAGUACUAGCACUGUGUAUCCAUCUGAAUCAGAAGGUACUACCACAAUUGAGAUCUUGACUCCUACUACUCCAGCUACCUCUGUCCCUGGACACUUCACCACUAUCACUACUCCAUGGACUGGAACUAUUACCAGUACUAGCACUGUGUAUCCAUCUGAAUCAGAAGGUACUACCACAAUUGAGAUCUUGACUCCUACUACUCCAGCUACUUCUGUUCCUGGACACUUCACCACUGUCACCACUCCAUGGACUGGAACUAUUACCAGUACUAGCACUGUGUAUCCAUCUGAAUCAGAAGGUACAACCACAAUUGAGAUCUUGACUCCAACUACCCCAAGCACUAACACCAAGACUGACUUUAGUACUACACUUGUCACUAUUACGUCUUGUGUUGAUAACCAAUGCACAGGUAUUCCAGUUAUUACAGGAGCAACUGUAGUUACAACUACAAUUGAUGAAGUUGUCACUACAUUUACCACCUAUUGUCCAAUCCCUACACCAGAAGUGAGCACCGUAGUUCCAGGUACGAUUGAAGGUCCUAUCAUUACUACUGGUGAAGUUGUUGUUACUACUACUCUCUUAGGAAAUACUGUCUCAACUUAUACCCUGUACGUCACUGCAACAAUAGAGCCUGCUUCUCCUGCUGGUCCACAAGCAGUGACCCCAGAAUCUCCUGCUGGUCCAGAAGCACCUGGUGCAGGUACCACUACACCCACUGGUACCCCAGUCGGAACCGAAAGUCCAGAAGUUUCAGUAUCCUCUGGUCCAUCUGGUUCACCCUCUUCUCCUGCUGUUCCUGCUAUUCCUGCUGCUCCUGCUGUACCAACUGGUAAUGGUGCUAACAUUGGAAAGUCAAUUUCAAUGGUUGCAGUAUUAAUUCCAUUCUUCGUGAUGCUCGCUUAAAUAGGGCAAUUUGUUUAUUAUUAUACCUUCUUUAGCAAUUUUUUACUUCCAUUCGAUAUUUUUUAUGCUUAACAAUAUACCCUAUAUUAAAUUACUUUGUAUCCUUCAAAUAAGUUAUUUCGAUCAAAUGAUUUUUGAUCUUUAAAUGCGUCUUGGAAUUUGAAAAUUGAAUUCGCACCCAAUAUUCAAAUUACUAAAAAAACCACGCAGCAAG